AUUCGCUUUGCCUCCCAGGAACCAGGCGCUGGUCGAUCAUGGAAUCGCCUCUCGAUGUUUCCCCCCUUAUUUGAAGCUCUCCGAUUCCGCCUCAGCAGUCAAUGAUCGUUGGGACCUAUAAAUAUUCUCGAAUCCAUCCUCCUAAGUGAUUACUAGCAUUCCGUUUCCCCGCCGAGACAAUGCCAUCCGACAAGUCUCCGGUCGGCGAGUCCGCCCCGGAUCUCGAAAUCGUGGGCAACAAAGUCACCAUCCACCCAAGCGGAGUUAUUGGAGGGCCGGAACCUCAAGAUGAACAGAUUACCGAGCGCAACCUCGUCCGCCAUAUGGCGCGAUUUCGGGAGAACCCUUUCGACUUCCUGCGGGAAGUGAGCCUCUAUAUGUCGGGAACCGGGUGGCGCGCCUACGACGAUGUGAUCGGACAACCGAUAUUUUACUCAGGGUUUGGGGACCGGAUGAAGUCUCGAAUCCUAGCGAGUCCUCUUCUACAAGGGAAAGUGAAAGAGCUUGCGGAGGCGCGGUUGGCAGUGGAAGAGAAGGAUGGGCUGUUAGAUGUGAACCCUGGCCCCUUGGUGGAGAAGAGAAUACAUCGCCGGAACGAGAUAGAGCAUAAUCUCAAGGAAGUGGUGGAUUCGAUGCUAGACAACAUGAUUUGCAAGAUGGAGAGUAAGAGGUUUAUUAGAGGGGCAUAUUAUCUGUGCACUCAGCUCCUGACGCGCGCUUAUCACCAAGGAAUCCACGUAUCGAGUGAAGAAGUCCUCCGGUUAAGAUCCUUUGCGGAAGAUGCAGCUGCUAAGAAGCAAUCUAUUGUCUUCUUGCCCUGUCACAAGUCUCAUGUCGACUAUGUGUCGCUACAGCUUAUCUGCUAUCGUCUUGGAAUCGGGCUUCCGGUAGUUGUGGCCGGGGAGAACCUGAAUAUCCCGAUGCUCGGGCCUUUUCUACAGCAUGCAGGUGCCAUGUGGAUUCGAAGGAGCUUCGGAAACGACCCGCUAUACAAUACUGUCGUACAAGCUUAUAUUGAUACGCUCCUACAGCAAGGGUUCAACUUUGAAUGCUUCAUCGAGGGUGGUCGCUCCAGAACCGGAAAGCUGCUGUCGCCCAAGUUUGGUAUUCUCAGCUUCAUCCUCGACAGUGUGCUUUCCGGGCGCGUAGAGGACACCAUCAUAUGCCCUGUCAGCACACAAUACGACAAGGUCAUUGAAACUGAAUCCUACAUAAGCGAGCUUCUUGGUCAGCCGAAGAGGAAGGAAAACCUGGCUGAUUUCCUAUCGUCUUCUUCCGUGCUCUCCUUGAAGCUCGGUCGGGUGGAUGUCCGGUUCCACGAGCCAUGGAGCUUGAGAGAGUUCAUCGCCCAGCAAUUAAGUCGCAUGCCUGAGCAGAUCAUCACCAAUGGUGGACCGAAACUGAGUUACGCCGACAGAGGUCGGGUGCUACGGUCAUUGGGAUACAGGGUUUUGUCAGAUAUCAACGACGUGUCUGUGAUGAUGCCGACGGCACUUGUUGGUACGGUGCUUCUGACUCUUCGCGGACGAGGCGUCGGGAAAGGCGAAUUGGUCCGACGUGUCGAAUGGCUGUGUGAGCGUGUUCGAGCGAAAGGCGGACGGGUCGCUCACUUCUACCGCUACCCAACGGACGUCGUCGUUUACCGUGCCCUUGAAGUGUUGGGCCCGCAGAUCGUGGGCGAGGUGGACGGACUAGUUGAGCCGACUUUCCUCGCCGUGGAUCGCUUCCAACUUUCGUUCUAUCGCAACAUGACAAUCCACCUGUUCAUCACCGAAGCGUUGGUGUCUGCAGCAAUGUACACGAGAAUCAAGCAAGGCGGCGGGCCGUCUUACCAGCGCAUGUCCUAUCCAGAUCUCGUGAACCAAGUUUCAUUCCUUUCUCAGCUUUUCCGUGGUGAAUUCAUCUUUCCCCCAGAGGGCUUAACGACCAACCUAGAAAAGACGCUUCGGGGACUCGAGAAAGAUGAUGUGAUUACAGUUAGUCGAGACACCACCGGGCCCCCGCUCUUUGUCGAGCUCAGCGACGCAGAACGACAGUGUGGUCGCGAGAACUACGAUUUUUACUGUUUCUUGAUCUGGCCAUUCAUUGAAGCCUCAUGGCUCGGCUCAGUAUCCCUUCUGGGACUUACUCCGCCCCUGAACGGCGCAGAAGACGUCUGGAUCGAUCUUAACAAGGCACAAGACAGUGCCCAACUGCUCGGAAAAACUCUCUACCACCAAGGAGACCUCUCCUACUUCGAGGCCGUCAAUAAAGAAACGCUCAAAAACUCCUACCAACGCUUCGCGGAGGAAGGCAUCAUUCAAGUCGCGAAAAGCAAGGAAUCAAAAGCCACUACCAUGAAAUUGGCCGCCGAAUGGACGCCUGAGCGGGAUCCAAUUACUGGAAAACUGGUUCCUCGCGGUCGUCUCUGGAAUUUUACCGAACUGAUCGCGCAGUCCAGACGUGAGGGAAAAAACCGCCGCGACGGCGCAACCGUCUCGUCGCGAGUUCUACACAUGUCGGAUGUUGUCGGCAGGAAAUUAUUCGAAGACGCAUCGAGUCGCAGUCCAGCUGAGGAAGUGGAUGUCUCGAUCCGGCAAAUGCGGCGGAAGGCGAUUACGCCGAGUUCGAAGCUGUGAAACGUAAGUGGUUUCUGGGCCCCAACAAGACACCUAUGGGCCUAUGGCGCAAUUGGUAGCGCGUACGACUCCAGAUCGUAAGGUUGUCCGAUCGAGCCGGGCUGGGCUCAUACCCUCUUUUUUGAUCUUUUUUUUCCGAGUGCUAUUUUUGCAGUCGGGGUUAAUGAAGUGAAGUGAAGCGUAGCAUUAAAUACCCUUUGUAUUGUAGUUUAUUUGUCCAUAUCGUCGGUUUAUAUUGCAAUACUCAUA
Molecule: messenger RNA, 2867 nt
Organism: Aspergillus sclerotioniger CBS 115572
Lineage: Eukaryota; Fungi; Ascomycota; Eurotiomycetes; Eurotiales; Aspergillaceae
Product: lysophospholipid acyltransferase family protein
Exons: 8
Coding region: 180-2618 (812 amino acids)
Cellular component (GO): mitochondrial membrane
Source: RefSeq, a predicted model, not a curated record